This is a messenger RNA of Letharia columbiana, 3183 nucleotides long. RefSeq lists its product as uncharacterized. The coding region runs from base 1 to 3183 and encodes 1060 amino acids. The transcript has 3 exons. Gene Ontology annotation, cellular component: exosome (RNase complex); nucleus. Lineage: Eukaryota; Fungi; Ascomycota; Lecanoromycetes; Lecanorales; Parmeliaceae. The record is from RefSeq and is a predicted model, not a curated record.
AUGCUAGCAGCUAAGGCUGGCAAGCCCACCGUCAGCGCCACUACCCCUGUGUCCCCUAAAUUAUCCACUAUCACAGACUCGGGAACAUCUGCUCAAGUCCAGUCGUCAGACGCUGCCUCAGCGAUUGUUCCGGCUACCGCUCAGCAAGCACCAAGUGAAUCGGUCGAUACCGCACAGGGAAUUCAAAACGAAGAUUCGGAUGUAGAAGCGAAACGAAAAGCUCAGACAGAUCUAGCACGUCAGAAGAUUGAGGCACUAAAAUUUCGUGAGAGCAUUCAACAACAGGCUCGAUCAACAACCAGCAGUGAUGCAAUGAGACACAGUCAGCAACCUCUCGCCAAAGGUGUUCCAAACAUCCCAGCUGAAAGCUCUAUUCCAACAUCUCGACCUGUACCCAGUCGCCAAAGCUCUUACUUUUCGCCAGCAAGCCAGAAGCCCCCCUUUAGCAUCCCGGGACUGUUUAUGACAUCAGGUGCUCCGGAACCUGUAAACCCUUCGCAACCACUCGCGAACGAGGGCUUCGCAGUCUCACCGCAGACAGUCGGUUUAGCCACCUUCGCUGCGUCAAAGCAAGGCUUUCGUCCACACGCUGCGGUCUCGGCUCAGUCUCCAACUACAGAUGAGACACCGCGAUUACCCGAAACUUCCUUCGAUCUGAAAUUUGCUUUACCAGCCACCAUCGCAACAACAGUUUCACCCAACCGAAAGCGCCAGAAAGCUUCUGACUUCAUCGAUUCACCUUCCACCAGGGUAAAGAGACCACUGGGGCAGCAAGAGGAUACCAGUGUCAUUAUAGACAUUAGCGACGAUGAGGUGAGCAAUAACACCUCGGGAGAUGAAUCCUUAGACACAGACAUUGCCGGUCGUCGGGAUUCUCUAUCAAGAAAUUCUCAAGUCAUUGCUCCAGGCAAUGGCAAUGAGAGACUGGUCAAGAGCCUGCCUCCGCUGACUGAUUUUCCGCCACGCAAGAAAACAGUUGUUAUGACGCCUCCUGCUGCGCAAGUCUCGGGGCAAAGUGGCGAUCUGAAAGGUCUAAAAUCGAAGGAGAUGGAAAUCGAAGUCAUGAAUCGCAAAAUUGCUGAGCUCGAGCAGCGUAUCGCUAUUAAGGCAAAGCAAACUACAAGCCGCACUCACAGUCCUGGAAAUUGCAGUCGCGUGACAACUUCACCACCUCCAGGUGAAGCUCCACAUCAGAGCAACGGCACACCGAAUACGCCCUCGAGCAUCUCAGACUCACGGAAUGGCGAUAUCGCACCUGUCAAGAACGGAGAAUCGUUCGCUACUCUCGCUGAAGGAAAUGAUUCCACAGCAGAAGAGGAGCUCAAUGCAGAGCAACAGUUAGAGGAAGUCGAACUAGCAAAGGCCGAGGCUGAGCGUUCCUUGGCCGCGGAGAUUUCUCGAGCCUCGGCAGCGGACCAAUCGCUUACGCAGAUUGAGAGAAUGCAAAUUCCACAAGCAGAGGAGCAGUCGAAUCUGCGGGGAGAGGAGCAGCGACUCAAAGACGAAAAGCAGAAGCGGCUUCAGGAUGAGGAACAGCGACGUCUGGAAGAAAGCCAGAGUCAGCAAGCGCGCGAACAAGACAACAAGAAUCUACGACAACAAGAGGUAGACCACCAUCUUCAGGAGCAAGAACAGAGGCGGGCGCAAGAGGCACGACUGAAGCACUUGCAAGAGCGAGAACGGAAAACAUCCCUCGGCAACCAACGGCAGGCUCGAAAGACCGAAAUAGAGUCUGGAUUGCCACUCCUCGAUGCCGAAGUAGAGAGGACAAGAAUAAGGCUUGAGUCCUUACGACAAGAAAUAGUAGGUCUAGAAACUGAACUCCAGAAAGGCAUCGAAGGCAGGCAAGUUCUGAUUGAAGAGCUUAACAACUUGUCGCGAUCUGGAGAGGCCCUGCCUAGGCCUAUGGAUCUCGAUUCUUGUGACGUGGGGGACAUACCAAAUCAAUCAACAAGCAUCCAAGAAAUACCAGCUUUGACGAAACCCGCAGCGUCAGUUGAGACAGUCCCCGACUUGGAUUCAAUACAACUUUCGGGCACUGCCGGGGCCGGGAACGGUAGGGUGGUGCAAGACAAGUCGUCAACGCGGACGGCAGACAUUCGGAUGUCAGAUGGAGAACUCGAGGAAGACAUCAUGGAAAUGUCCCGUAGCGAUGUCGACGAAGCCGAGCCCUCUUUUCACAGCCCGAAGCCCUUGACUGAGGUUCAGGACACUUCUGGUUCUAUCGACGACGACGAGACUUAUGAGCCGCCCAGUGAAAUAAGUAUAACGCAACGACAGGAGCCAGAACCUGAUGCUGUCCCGGACCUCGGAACAGCGAAGACCGAUCGACCAGCCGCAAUGCAUAAUCCGCUUCCUGCUGACCAGGAGGCUGAGCCUAUAGGAAAGCCGAGUUCGGUUGAGCCAUCACCCGCCGCCAACGCUGGUAUGGCGGGUGACGAGCAAUCACAGCGAUCACUAAAUCGUAGUCAGUCUCUGGCUGAUGCUAGUGACCCCGAUGAUUAUGAACCGCCCGAGCCAGCACCAUUAGGUGAAGAGGUACCGCGGCCUACUGAGAUAUCGAGCGUCGAUUCGGAGAAAUCCUUUUCUCCACCUGAUGUUGAUAGUCAUGAUUUCAUUGCGCCUGCGAGCUUCGACUCAACACCAGCCGUUCAUCAACAGGUGAGUGUGGAUGCCAUUACAAUCGGAGCUGGGUCUCACAGUGUAAGAUAUCGUUCUUCUUCGCCGAAGCUCGCUGAAUCAAACCAGGUGCAAAAGCUUGAGUCCAACCGCAAAACGGGACAUUUUACCCCAUAUGAAAGUCCCUUGAAGCAAUUCAAGUCAUUUCGGUAUCAUCCUCAGUAUCUUGAGGAAGUCUCCAAUGGCUUUCGAUCAUUGACUUAUAGUCAUACUAUCAAUCCAGAAAUUCCACUUUGUCGCUAUGAGUUAGACGGCGUAUGCAAUGAUGAUUCUUGCCCGAGUCAGCAUUUGAGGAGCAUUGGUUUGAGUGAUGACAAGAUCCUUGUUGAUUUGGGAGCUAAACCAGACGACGGCUCCUCGCCUGACGAAUUCGGCAAUGGCUUGCGAGAGGUCAUCCACGACAUUCGUUCCAGGAAGAUCAGAGAUUUCAACAUCGUGGCAGGAGAAAUAACCGCAUAUCGUGCCAAGUUCCUCGGAGACCGCUCCAAGGUUUUACCCUUGUAA